AUGAAUAGUGAACUGACGAAGUUUUGGCAGAAAUGCAUAUCAGAUACUUCUCGGUUCUUCUCAACCCCCAUAUCUCUCUUUUCUAAUAUCUGUUUCUUUCUGUUGCUUUCUGGAUGGUUCCGGUCCACUACCCUAGACGGCGUCGUUGAACAGCGAAGCACCGUCCACCGCCCACCACCUCUAAUACCGGUUCUGAUUGUAGGACCAAUCGCACUAGGGCUUGGUUCAUCUUUCCCUACAGCAAUCGUCGAUUCUCCUACAAAGCGUGUUUCAGAAUCGACGUCCCCCACAAGCCCUAAAGAUGCCUACUCAAUUCCCAACUUGGACGAGAAAUGGUUUGCACCCUGGCGAUGUCGGCUUGGAGUUCCACUUCAUUCAACAAACGGAAAUAUCAGAAUGUGGAUGAUGUUUACCCAGGUUGUUCUACCAGAUUCCAUCAUCAGUAAAUCUGGCAAAGCAACAAAUAGUCGUUUAAAGAGCAUAGCACCAAAAGAAGUAAAGGUACUAAUGUAUCUGCUUAAUUUCACGGAUCCAGAAGAACGAUUUUCAGCUUUAUCAACUGCAUUUUCUCCUGGUAAAGAUGAUGAGGCUAAGGAUCCCAAUAAUUGUAUACCUCGAGAAGUGAAAAUUGUAUUUAGCGAUUGUGGUCCAACUUUUGGCUUUCAAAAGACAAGCCAAACACCCCCAAAUGUAAAGAUCAAUGUGUCAAUAUACAAUUGGGAUAUGAUUCUUAAUUCGUCUUCAAAGUCGCCUCAAGAGAACUUAUGGAAGCAAAAUAUCCCUGUUGGGGCAGAGGGGUCCACCAAUACUUCACCCAAACAGCGAAAUCAUCCCAUUUGUGCCUAACAUGACACCAGGUGGACGACAAAAGGCAGGUUGUACUGUUUCACACAUUUACCAAUUUAUGCCAUAAUAUUCCAGUUUUUCCGCUUUUUAUAGCAUUACACUUUCAAAUAUUCACUAAUUACGCAUUAUAGUCUCCGAAUUACAUCCAUUUAUAGCAUCAAAUGCAUUGGAUUUCUUUUUUGAAGUUUUUUGCUUAUGUGCUGUUAUUUGAAAAUGUGGUAAUCGUUUGCCACAUCAUCAUCAUUUGGACUGUCACAUAAGCAAAAAGCAAAAAAAAUUAAAAAUGAAAUGGUAUCCUGUUCGGUAACCAGUUCUACGGGUUAAAAUUGCAGGCUUAUUGUAAGGAUAUAAUCAAAAGCGGACACCAUAACACUUUUAAAAUAAGUUGUUAAUCAAAUAUUUUGAUCUAACUAUGAUGCUAUAAUUAGGUAAAACGUUCAUUGCCUUGGAUUUAGAAAAAAAAUCAAUUAUUUACGACUGGGAAAUAACCCAUUAAGUAUAAAACUGCAGGUUUGAAAAUUAUCUGGAUUUGUGGAUCACAAAUCUUAUAUUUAAGAUGGCAACGUUACUUUCAUUCAGAUACCAUUACAAUUUAAGCAAAUUAUGUUAUACUUUUUCUGUUGUUAGAAAAAACCCGUCCCGGGGCGAAUAAGUUGCUUAUUUUGAGAUUUGUAAUGGUUGUGAUAUGUUUUGUAGUGAUGAUAAUGAGGGCAAUAAUAUGUAAUAACUACAAGGUGUU
This is a messenger RNA of Lactuca virosa, 1585 nucleotides long. The record is from the annotation of a GenBank genome assembly. NCBI's taxonomy places the organism in Eukaryota, Viridiplantae, Streptophyta, Magnoliopsida, Asterales, Asteraceae.